AAAAGUGUCAUUUCCGGUUCAUGUAUCACAUGUUACUCCUGUGAAAUUGUGAAGUUUGUCCAGCGAUUAUCCUUGAACAGUAACUCAGGAGCUAUCAGGACAAUGCAAACUCUUUUUAAAAACACCGACAGCCUCUGGUAGUUGCGGUAUGUACGUGAUGUUAGCGCCCAGCAGAUGACACAGGACAAAGCAGCGACUCGUUUCACAUUUAGCGUCUAUUUUUAGGUUAAACAGAAACACUUUACCCUCAGUUGUUUUUUUAAGAAAGUUUACUAGCUUCACUGAGGCAUUGCUAAUGUUUUAUGAGGUAUUUAGGGUGUGUUUGGACGGAAAAGAGCGGCCAGAUUUUUGCUCAUGAGGAUCCAUCACUUCAAUAGACAAUCUUUGGACGUCUGGACCAGUCUCCUGUCUCGAGCUUCUCAGCAUGUUAACUUACUGUGUCAGAAACGUCCUGUCCACACGCGCAUCUGUAUUAAAAACCUCACAGCGCAGUACUGUAUCGCUGAUCCUGUUUCACAGCAGAGGACGCUGCAGCACAACAUGGACUAAAGACCUGGAUCAGCUCAGGCCCCUGCUGCAGCUCUGUAUGGACAGGUACUACAUCUCACCUGGUCAGACCAACGCGGAGCUGUUUGGGCGCGGGAUGAGCUGCAGCUACGGACCUCUGGGCAUGGAGCUGAGGAGGAACCUGCUGGAGCAGUGGUGGCACUCCGUGACCUCUGGGUCCAAAGCUCCGGUGUUCGGGAUAAACACCCUGAGCAGCAGCAAGGAUGGAGAGACAGAUGGAGGAGGACAAGUGAGGAUGGUUGAGAGUGAAAAGUUGAAACAGUUACUGCAGCAAGAUGUGAGCAAGGAGCUGAUCCUCCAGGAUGUACAGGCGCUCCUUCAGAGGUCCCCGUCCGUGAGAACUCACCUACUUCAAGGUGCCUUGGAGCAGUUUCUCCCCUCGUUGGAGCUGGUGAACAGGAAGCUGCCUUUUGGCCUGGCUGAGACUGGUCUGUGUUUUCAGCCCUCAGACGGUUCUGGUUGCCCUGCUGAGACCACCCAGAUGUCUCUGGUGUGGUUCUGCUCUCCUCGCACCUCCUCCCAGUGGCUGGAUCACUGGACACGACAGAGGUUGAAGUGGUGGAGGAAAUUUGCCCUGUCUCCCUCCGAUUUCAGCAGCAGUGACGUCCCAGCGGAGGAACUUGUGGAGGCAGCGUCUCGGGGGGUGAGGAUCGUCUACAACUUCCCGUGGGGACAGGAGCCCCUGGAGACGCUGUGGAGCCGAGGAGAUGCUGAACUGAUGCAGACGCACAAAGGAGCCCGAUCCAAACUACAGUGUCGAAACGGGCGCAAGACAGUUCCUCACGUCAUCUCUGUAACAGGGAACGUGGACCGUGGUUUGAUGGCCUUUCUGUCCAACUCACUGCAGCUGCUGAAGAGAGAAGACAGCAAGAAGAGGCUGCAGCAGAGAAAGGUUCUGAAGUUGCAUCCAGUGUUGGCUCCAGUCAAAGUGGCUUUAGACAUUAGCAGGGGAGCCACUGUGGAGCUGAGACGGGUGUGUGAAGGCCUCCUGCAAGAGUUUAUGGAGGCUAAGAUCUCUGUGUGGCCUGGGUAUCUUGACACUAUGCCAACAUCAAUGGAGCAGCUGAAUGCCAAGUACGAUGAGAUGGGAGUGCUGUUCACUGUGGUGAUCAGUGAGAACACCUUGGAGAGCGGCCUCCUUCAGCUCCGCAACAGAGACACCACCAUCAGAGAAACGAUGCACAUCUCUGAGAUUAAGAACUUUAUCUCCAGAUACAUUUCUGCUGCUGACAAAAUCUGACUGGACUUUUGGACACAAACCAUGGACACAAAACUAUUGCACAUCUGCAAGGCAGGGAUGUCCCUGUGAGAAAUAUUUCUGCUGAACACAGCAUGUAAUGAAACAAAAUGAAUCUUUGGUUGAGUGUGGUCCAACUGGGAGCUGUGGAUGUUUUUAUGUCUUCAGGUAUAUUUGGAUGGAUGGGUGAUGAUUUUGUACCUCAUCUUAAAGGCUAUACAUUAUUAUCAUGACUGGUUUUUCAGACUGAGAUGUGCACAGUUUGAGUUCAUGUGCACACACCAACUGUGCAUAUAACACCCAAUUCUUACCAGGGU
Messenger RNA from Lates calcarifer (barramundi perch), 2121 nucleotides. RefSeq names its product polymerase (DNA directed), gamma 2, accessory subunit (gene polg2). Gene Ontology annotation, cellular component: mitochondrion; cytoplasm. Gene Ontology annotation, biological process: mitochondrial DNA replication. The record is from RefSeq and is a predicted model, not a curated record. NCBI's taxonomy places the organism in Eukaryota, Metazoa, Chordata, Actinopteri, Centropomidae.